AUGUUCAGACUUACGGUCUCGCCAAUAUCGUUGGCUCUCAAACGGUCUGUCCUUCCGUCGAGCCGAGUGGCUCUUGCCAGACGGACUUUCCAGACCACGCCUUUCUUUAGACAGACGUUUAAAGAACAGCCGAUUUUAACCGACCCAUCGAACGGUGUUAAGCAGUCGCCAGAAGAUCCCGACCACGGCAAGGAAAGAAAGGAUGUCACAAAGAAAGUGUUCAAGCCUGAAGAAUUGGAGGCUGCCAGACUCGCCAGAUUGGCUAACCUUGGCUGGGUAGGUAAACUUCCUGAAAAAUGUAUCCCAUAUGCUGAGCUCAUGCGUUUGGAGAAACCCGUUGGAACCCUUCUUUUGUUAGCUCCAUGUUACUGGGCCAUUACUAUGGGUGCCUAUACUAUAGCUGCUCCAAUCCUCAGCACUUUGACUACCAUUGGCUUGUUCACUAUUGGUGCUUUGGUCAUGAGAGGUGCUGGUUGCACCAUUAAUGAUAUCUGGGACAGAGACUUGGAUAACCAGGUCGCUCGUACUAUGGAAAGACCAAUUGCAAGUGGGAGAGUCUCUGUACCUCAGGCUGUUGCCUGGUUAGCAGUUCAGUGCUUCGCUGGCUUGGCUGUUUUGUUGUCUCUCCCAUUUGAAUGCUUCUACUUGGGUGCACUUUCCCUUCCUUUCGUUGCUGCAUACCCUCUUUUCAAGAGGUACACAUACUACCCACAAGCAAUGCUUUCCAUUACUUUUGCAUGGGGCUGUUUGCUUGGUUUCCCUGCCAUCGGCGCUCCACUUAAUCUUUGGGUGGCAGGUCCAUUGUUCAUCUCCAAGUUCCUCUGGUGUAUGAUCUACGACACCGUCUACGCUCACCAGGACAAGGUUUACGACAUCAAGGCUGGUAUCAAGUCUACCGCUUUGGCUUGGGGCGACAAGAGUAAGCCAAUCAUGUACCUGAUGGGUGCUUUGCAAGUGGCCACUUUCUUGACUGCUGGUGCCAUGAACUCCAUGGGUCCAUUCUUCUACCUUUCCGCUGCAUGGGGUUUCCAAAGACUCUUUAGACAGCUCAAGAAUGUCGACUUGGAUGACCCUAAGAGCUGCUGGGCCAUGUUUACUGGUAACAUUCGUACUGGCUACAUCUUCUGGUUCGGCAUGGUCAUUGACUACCUUUUGGUACUCUUUGGAUUACUUUGA
Candidozyma haemuli is the source of this 1176-nucleotide messenger RNA. Its product is annotated as 4-hydroxybenzoate octaprenyltransferase. Gene Ontology annotation, cellular component: mitochondrial inner membrane. The transcript has a single exon. Gene Ontology annotation, biological process: ubiquinone biosynthetic process. The record is from RefSeq and is a predicted model, not a curated record. Gene Ontology annotation, molecular function: 4-hydroxybenzoate polyprenyltransferase activity. NCBI's taxonomy places the organism in Eukaryota, Fungi, Ascomycota, Pichiomycetes, Serinales, Metschnikowiaceae. The coding region runs from base 1 to 1176 and encodes 391 amino acids.